Messenger RNA from Bactrocera tryoni, 3599 nucleotides. It is a transcript of the gene Sox15, whose product is annotated as putative transcription factor SOX-15. The coding region runs from base 1036 to 3354 and encodes 772 amino acids. Gene Ontology annotation, molecular function: DNA-binding transcription factor activity, RNA polymerase II-specific; RNA polymerase II cis-regulatory region sequence-specific DNA binding. The transcript has 4 exons. NCBI's taxonomy places the organism in Eukaryota, Metazoa, Arthropoda, Insecta, Diptera, Tephritidae. The record is from RefSeq and is a predicted model, not a curated record. Gene Ontology annotation, biological process: cell differentiation; anatomical structure morphogenesis; regulation of DNA-templated transcription.
GAACGGUGCGCGCGCGCAAUCACUUAUUGGUGCUUUUAACUAAGAGUAUAUUUGGCCAUCGAAACCGACAAUUAAGCAAGGCAGAGCUGCACUUGUGACCGCUUCUGUAUGUGUACAAGUAUAUCGGGACUUUUAGUAUUAAGCUGUAAAGCAUGUACUUAUUCGGUCGUAGGUACUAGAAGUGGAUAAAUAAAUGUAAGAGGAGGCCCUGCAGCAUUUGAUUUUUUAUGCGGGCAGAGCAGCAACAUUUCGCUAAGUUUAACUAUACGCUUCGCAAAUAUUAACAAAAGUGUGAUUCGUCGCUACAGUGAAACGGUGUUCGUUUAAAAUAUAAUGAAAUAUAUCCUUUCGGAUGUGCCGAGGGUAAAAAAUGGAAAUUGCAGUCAAACUAGAGCACGUCGCUUCUUUAGGGUACUGCCUUGCAAAUAAUCUAACUCUAACUGUAUGUGUGUAUGUGUUUAUGUGAGUGUCAAGAUAUUUAUAAACAAGUGUGUGUAGGAGAACCACAACAGCGAACGCCAUUAAGACUGCAACAUUUAGUACGGGCACCGAAACCACUUGUUGCCGCUGCCAACCAACCAACAUACAUAUGUAGCUAGUAGCAACAACAACAGCAACAACAAAACGUAGCAUCAGCAACAGCUCCAUCAGCGCAGGCAGAGUCAGAUAGACAGUGAAUAGUGAGGGAAACCUAACGGAAUAAUGCAGCAUUAAACAAAAUGUUUCUGGCCCAAUCACUUACAGACAAAGGCAAACAAAUACCAACUCAAAUACAACAAGUUGCCGUUGUUGCGAUUGCCACCUUCACAGGAACGAACACAUUUACUAGACCGUCAGCAAUAAAAACCCCCGGCGUCGCGUAUAAAGCCGUUGCUAAAGUCAAAACUGACGCCAGCACUUACAACAACACGGCCAACAACGUCCGCCCCAGCACCGCCACCGUCGCUCGCAUCGUCACCAACAACACAAAUACCGCAUACGACGCCACCGCAGCUUUUGCCGUCCCUUCAAGAGCGUUCAAGACGUAGUAGUAAAAUGGAACCCUCAUAUGAUCACGAACAACCACAUCAUCUGCUAACAAAUUACAAUCAUAAAAAGUAUCAGCCAUUCAUGUCACGUUUACCCGAAUAUAGUCUAGCACACGAUCUGCAGGAGCAAAACAUAGUAAUCGCUAGUAGUGAUUCGUACAGUGUCCGGCAUGAUAGUGAACAUUCUUCACCAAGUCUGCAUUCACCGGCCAUACAUCAAUCCCAAUAUGAAACGGAAAUAAUUGAUCGAAAUUUACCACAAAGCGAAGCGAGUACGGCGUAUACUUCGCCAUUUCUAGCCAAUACGUCGCCACUGUUGAAUUCGAAUUUACCGCUACUCACAAAUAAUCAAGUCAUGUUAAACAAAUUUCUUAGUCAUCCCAACAUGGUGACCGUAAAUGUACCAGUGCACGAAACCGAAGACUGUACAACGGGAACGGAAACCCCAGUAUGGAACUAUGCAGAUUAUAAGGACGACAUUUGCAGCGUAAACUGCUCGUACUUGGAAAGACAACAGAAAGUGAACGAUGCGAAAUUUCGCACUGGCGUUAAUGCCGCAAAAUGUGCCAAAGAGACCCGAAUACGUCGACCAAUGAAUGCCUUUAUGGUGUGGGCGAAAAUCGAGCGAAAGAAAUUAGCCGAUGAAAAUCCAGAUCUUCACAAUGCGGAUCUUAGUAAAAUGCUGGGUAAGAAAUGGCGUUCCCUCACUCCUCAGGACCGUCGGCCUUACGUAGAAGAAGCAGAGCGGCUGCGAGUGAUACACAUGACCGAAUAUCCCAACUACAAAUAUCGACCACGGCGAAAGAAACAAUCGAAAAUACGUGCUGUGCAACCAUCCGCAAAAGAACAGAAUAGUUCGUCCAAUCAAGUCGCCACUGCCAAUAAACCCAACGCUGGCGCUCAGAAAAUGACCAGCUCACCAGCAGUGAGUCAACCUUAUAACCAAUUCAACGAAGAGAAUUCCACAACGCGAUUCCAGCCACAUCCGACAAAUUGCUCGAAUCAAACUAUUUACGACCAAAAAUUGCGAUCCAACUAUUCCCCAUCUGCCACAGCAGAAUGCUGUAGCAAUUCCGACACUAUUGAGCGUAUGGACUCGAUCAAUUGCCAAUCGACCUUGUGUAAUAAUGAACCCAUAGGUACAAAUCUGCAAAAAUCAAACCCGAAGGGUGGCAAUCACUUGGCCGGCAACAAACCAACAAAACCAAAUCGAAAUCAAACGGCAAAUGCGCAAAAUUCCGAAAAGGAUGUGGUGAAAGUGCCUAGGUAUGGCAAAAUGGAGACUAAGCCGCAACAGAGCUCUUACGUUUCAUACCCUCUGACGUCCACACCUAAGGCGGUCAUUACUACCCGUGGCAUGUACGUAACGUGCAAUAGUCGUGGACUACUCGAUCAUGGUUACUCAGUAAAAGGUACCUUUUAUCCACCAGUUUCCGGGUCCGAUAACCUUUCGAUACGCAAUACCAACGCGGGGCAAUCAUUAUCCAAUUGCGAAGUUGCCACUGCAUUUACUACUUCCACGGAAAGUACACUUAGCACUAAUUGUGGUCCUAGCUAUCAGUCAAUUUAUUCACAAGAUACAAGCUCUACAGCUGGUACGCUCCAUCAAACAAUUGCCAACACAGCAGACAGCUUUGCAACGCUGCCAAGCACCUACGCGCCCAAUAUGCACUUCGAUGAAUACGCAAGAUACUCGGGCGGCGUGGAAAAUGACUUUACUCAUGUAAUCUGUGACAAUGGAAUGGAUCAUGGCAAAGCGGAUGGCGACAUGAAAUUCACUAAAUAUCCAGAUACGAAUCACAAUUAUGACGACUUCGAAGCUUACAAUAAUUCAUUGGUUAUCCCUGCUGUCGCCUCCAAUUACUAUACUCAGCUGCCUUACACGCUAGCAGCGUCAAGUGCAUGUACUCCUCCGACGUCGCUAGCAUUUCCACUCCAAUUGGCAUUACCUCUACAGCAGCCAACCACUUCUGUUUACGCUCCACAUCACCACCAUCAUCACUCUCAUCAUCCGCACCACCCGCAGCAAGUGCACAGUCAACAACUGCAAAAUGGCUACCCUUCUUAUAAUCACUUUGUUUCCACCGCAAAUAGUACGGGAACCGUUCUUCCUACCAGCACACCAUUGAUGUCCAUCAGUGCACAGAAUAGUGUCAUCGACGCCAUGGCUACUCCUUUGCAACAGUCGCCCAUUGCACCAUAUACACGAAAUGCUGCUGGAAGUGCUGCGACAUUUGUAAACGCCGACAGAAUAUUCGACGCACGCAAAGACGACGAAAUUAGUAACAUACUGGCUGGAGUGAGGAAAACCUGCUACAGUAAUUGACAGGAUCCGUAACACCUAACGAAGCAUUAUUAAAACAUUUUAUGUAGGAGCACUUUGUUGAAACUAUAUGCAUAAAUAAAUAUUAUUGAGAGACCUGCCUUGCGGUUAUGCCAUAUCCACCAGAUUUAACAUUUUCCUGUGAAAUAUAUUAGCCUCAUUCUAACCAUGAUACUACAUUAGCAGGAAACCUAAACCCCAGUAUUUGUCAUUAAUUACACACGUUAAAUUUUGAUUUUCAAAUUUUU